UCGCGCUAUUACAAAAAAAAAAUGGUGUAUUUUACAUUACGCUCUUAGUAUAAUAGUCUGGGCACCUACAGUACAAAAGCCUCUUACAUUUCAAUAACUGAUUAAUGCCACAAGAACCAAUCAGAGAAGCCUUCUUUUCAAUAAAGCUUUCUCUAAUUGGUUCUUGUGCCAUUUAAUCAUAAUUAGAAUUCAACUGGCUUUUGUGCAACCGGGCCUGAAUGAUUGGUUACUGUUACUGCAGUAGAAUAAUGGGAAGUAGUGGAACAAUUACAAAUCAAAUUCUUCUUGAUUAGCUUGUAUCACAUUAAUAUUAGCAACAAUAGUAGGCCUAUCCGUUACCCGUGGGUAGCCACUAGCCACAUCAAGCAUUGGCGAGUGUAAAGCACACUGAGACCCCAGUGACACAAGUAUCGGUAGAUGAACUGGUGACUCAAAUGAAAUGCCAGCCGGGUCAUUAAAAUCUAGUGGCCAACUUCCAGAAUCUGGUGAUCAUCGUGUUAUGAGAGCAAUAAGAUAUUAAUAUAUAAGACAGGAUAAGAAUCUGAAAUUAUUCAGUACCUAAUUAUAUAUGUAUUACUGUUCUACUAGCAUAAUUAUGUACAUACAUACUGUAUGUACUGUACUACUUAUAUUCACAGUACUUUUGCUGUAAAAAAUUACAAACAGUUUCUACUCUUGUUUUUAAAUUUAAUAAUCACUUUGUAACAGAAUGAUGAUUGAUUAACGAUAAUGUCAGAUCCAUAAAAGUGGUAUUGUGAAUAAAUAAUUCAUUCAGUUAUUAAAGUAGAAUAAAAGAGAGCUGCUAUAGUGAGAAUAGUUUUACAAAUAGUAUGAUGAAUCUCAAGAUAAAUCUUUCUAAAAAAAUAUUUCAAGACAUACGGUUCAUUAUUUUGGAAAACAAAACUCUCAUUGUUUAUUCUUAAUCCGACUGCAGAGUUGGAGGUGUUGGAGUAUGUUUGGAAGAAUUUCUCAUUGUGGAAGCUGCACUUUAACUCUUUAAGAAUUCCAACACUUUAAAUGCCAAGUAUCCUACUACUGUUCAUGGCUUUCCAAGGAUUUUUCAUUGAGAUCACCGUUUAUCUAGCAACUGAGAAGAUUUUGGCCGAUUUUGAAACGAUUUUUCUGCUGCUAGAUGAUAUAGCAACCAACUUUUCAAUGCUUGAAUUUGUAGAUGGAUCUAGUGAGAACCCGACUGACCAGCAGCAAACAUUUAUUGCAUUGGAUUUCAAUCUUAAAAGAGAUAUGUCGCGUAUUAUAAAAUGUCAUCAGAAUUUCAACAGGAAUUUUAAAGAUUGUGCAGAUUUUUCAGCGUAUGGCAUUCUUGUGAAUACUCUCAACAUAAGCAUCGACACUGUAUUCAACAUUUAUCGUAUGAUGAAGGCAGAAGACUUGAGUACAUCAUUAAACUAUGCAGUGGCAUCAUUCCUGGUCAACUUACUAGGAUUAUUCCGUUUUCACACUGGAAAUAAAAUUGUUAAUCAGAAUGAUAUUUUUCGUCAAGCUAUUGCAAAUCUACCGUGGACUGACAAAGACCAAUGGUUUAAGAAGACGGUGGCUAUUAUGAUGGAACGAGCUAACAUUAACACUGAAAUAAAACCCUACAAUAUUUUUGUUCUGAACCACAAGACAUACAAGAAUCUUAUGAAGUCAAUAUUCACGUACGGAAAUUUUCUCUAUACCACAUCAAAUCCGAAAUAGGCAAUAGUUUGGAAAAUAAAUGAACACUAUUUCAAAGGAAACAACAACGAGUUUUAUAAUUAUGAUUAAUUUGAUAAUUUCCAAAUUCUUGCUACACAAAAAUCAAAACUAUAAUAAAAUAUGAGAAAAUCUUCUAAAA
Messenger RNA from Nilaparvata lugens (brown planthopper), 1837 nucleotides. RefSeq lists its product as uncharacterized. Gene Ontology annotation, biological process: detection of chemical stimulus involved in sensory perception of smell; sensory perception of smell. The transcript is spliced from 7 exons. Gene Ontology annotation, cellular component: plasma membrane. Gene Ontology annotation, molecular function: olfactory receptor activity; odorant binding. The record is from RefSeq and is a predicted model, not a curated record. The coding region runs from base 1018 to 1698 and encodes 226 amino acids. NCBI's taxonomy places the organism in Eukaryota, Metazoa, Arthropoda, Insecta, Hemiptera, Delphacidae.